This is a messenger RNA of Thunnus maccoyii (southern bluefin tuna), 3835 nucleotides long. Its product is annotated as nuclear factor 7, ovary-like. The record is from RefSeq and is a predicted model, not a curated record. NCBI's taxonomy places the organism in Eukaryota, Metazoa, Chordata, Actinopteri, Scombriformes, Scombridae. The coding region runs from base 145 to 1566 and encodes 473 amino acids. The transcript has a single exon. Gene Ontology annotation, molecular function: zinc ion binding; protein binding.
CAUUGUGGAUCAGAGCUGAGACGCCAUUACAGGGUGUGACAUCUCUGCUGGAAAACACUCAUUUGAAGGAUUUUAAGUGAUCAAGUGAAGGAAAAGUAACUCGGUGAGUCUGACUGUUGAAAGAUCAUUUAGAAACCAAAGCAAAUGGCUGAGAAAAUUGCUCUUGUUGAAAGUUUCCUGAGUUGCCACGUGUGUUCAGAGACUUUCAGAGAUCCUGUGUCUCUGACCUGCAACCACAGCUUCUGUUCAAGCUGUCUGCAAAAAUUCUGGGAACAAGCUGAAAGCAAAAACUGUCCCAUUUGUAAAAGAAAAUCUUCAAAAGAUUAUCCUGGGGUGAACUUUAGACUGAGGGAACUAGCUGACUCAUUUGCAGGUAGACAGAAAGCUGGAUCAUCUGAGACAGAAAAAGGAGAAGAGGAGGUGGUGUGGUGCAAACAUCAAGAAGAGCCUAAAUUGUUCUGUGAGGAUGAACAGAGAGCUGUGUGUCCUGUCUGUGAGUUUUCUCUCCACCACGGUCACAAGUUGGUUCCUGUAGAACAAGCAGUCAGUGACCUGAAGGACCAGCUGAAAUCUGACUUAAAGUCUCUACAGGACAAGAGGAACAAAUACAAACAAGUGGAGAAAACAUACAAUGAAGUGAUUCAACACUCCAAGAAGCAGCUGUUGUCCACAGAGAGGAAGAUCAGAGCAGAGUUCAACAAGCUCCACCAGUUCCUGAAAGAGGAAGAGGAGUCCAGACUGGCAGCUCUGAGGGAGGAAGAGGAGCAGAAGGGGAAGACUAUCAGCAGAGAGAUGAAGAGGAUUCAGGAGCAGAUCUCCUCUCUGUCAGACAGUAUCUCUGCUGUUGAAGAAGACCUGCAGAAACACAAGGUGUCAUUCCUCAGCAGUUAUAAACCCACUCAGACCAGAGCCAGAGACCAGUGCUCACUGUCAGAUCCACAGCUGGUCUCAGGAGCGCUGAUAGAUGUGGCCAAACACCUGGGCAACCUGUCCUUCAGAGUCUGGGAGAAGAUGAAGGAGAAGGUCCACUUCAGUCCUGUCAUUCUGGAUCCAAACACUGCAAACCCCUGGCACUAUCUGUCUGAUGAUCUGACCAGUGUGAGAUGUGGAGACACAAAGCAGCAGCUCCCUGAUAAUCCAGAGAGAAACACUAAUUAUACCACUGUUCUGGGCUCUGAGGGCUUCAGCUCAGGGAAACACAGCUGGGAGGUGGAGGUGGGAGACCAUCCUGACUGGACUGUGGGUUUGGUUAAAGAAUCAGUUGACAGGAAGGGAAAGAUAUUUGUCUCACCAGAAUAUGGAUUCUGGUGUUUACUGCAUCGCAGUGGAAAAUACACUAAUGGUCUUGGUAAGACUGUCAGUGUGAAGAAGAGUCUCCAGAGGAUCAGAGUCCAGCUGGACUAUGACAGAGGGGAGGUGUCCCUCUACGACCCUGAAGACACGACUCACAUCUACACUCACACAGACACUUUCACUGAGAAACUCUUCCCUUAUUUCAGUGUUGCAAAGGCUGGUGAUGCUAAAACCACUGAUAUCAAAAUCUGUCAAACUCAGAUUUCUCUGUGAUGUUCAGGAAGGUUUGUGUUUUCAGCAUUUUGGUUUUAUUUUUCUAUUAUUUUUUUCUUUUAUCUGAAGCAAAUUUGAUUUGAUGUUGAGGGUCAAUUGAUGUUUUUGCUCAUUGAAACAAAUUAUCCAAAGUGGUUUUCACGUACAAAACAGACACAUGUACACCUCAAUAAUUGUUUUUAAUAGAGAAUUCACCGUAAAACUUUUACAUAUAUAUUCUGACUUCAAUAUCUAUUUAAAUCACAUUAUCAAUGUAAAUAAAUGUUCAUCCAGAAAAAAAAAAUCAACAAAAUACUGAGACUUUAUUACAUCAUCAUCUGAGGUGAACUUUUAUACAAAUACAAAUCAAAGCUGUUUUUAUUAUAACUUUUUAUCCUGGUUAGUAGCAUCUUGUUUUUAAUCAGACCACAAUAUAAUAUAGAUAUAAUAAACACCAGUGACUGUACAAAAUACUACAGUUGGGGGGAUUUUUAAACUUUCAUCAUAGUUAAGUUAAUUCAUAAUUAAGUUAAGUUAUUUCAGUGUUGAUCAUGUUUUAAUUUCAUUUUUUACACUUUAAACUCAGAGUCUCAGUGGUUCAGUGUAUCAAAAAUCAUUCUGGCUCUGAUUGAUUAUUAUUUGUUCUUUUGUUCUUCAACAGAACUGAUUUGUUGUUGAGGGUCACAGAUAUUGUUUUUUCUUGUUUUCAUGCAAAAACAUGAAAACCUAAACCGUUGUUCCCAUCUGAAUUUUUGAAAGACGUUGAGCCGUUCAAGAUUUAGUUGUUUUAUAUUUAGAAUGAAUUUAUUAAAGAUGGUAACUCCGUUAUGUUUACUGUUUAAUGGAUUUGAACAGAAUAUUUACUUAUGUUGUUAAAUACUCUGAUUCUGCUUUCUUGGCUUUCAAAAAUAGAUUUAGUGUGUAAGUUAGUUUUGUCGCCUCUUAAAAUAAAGAUGAAUUCACAAGAAAAUAUGGAGACAAAAUGCUGAAACUGUUUCACAUCAUCAAGAGACAAACUUUACAAAUCAAAGCUGUUAAUUAUCCUGGUUAUCAGCAUCUUGUUUUCAGUCAAACAACAUUGUAUAGUAGUAUAUAUCCACUGUACCAAAUGCUUUGAUUGAUUCAGUUUGGUGACAGUUUCAGUCAUCAGAUUUAGAUUUUUAUAUUUUUGGUCUUUUGAUGAGUUAUUUCAGUUGUGAAUCUGUUGUUUUAUUCUUUGGAAACAAGUGUUUUAAUAUAGUUUUAUUUUAAUUCAGUGUUUAAUUCUGACAGUGCUUCUGCAUACUGUGUGUGUCAUUUUGGUGGUGUAUACAUGGAUUGAUAAACUGCAAUGUUGAGAUGAUGAUCAACAUAAAAUAAACAAAAUCAACCAAAACAAUUUAGUUUAAUUAGUUUUUUUCUGAAUCAACUAUAUUUUAUAAAAUGUACAUCUGAUGGAUGCUGCUUGUCAUGAUGUGUAAUUAAAUCACCAGCAGUUCUUAUUCUAAACGUGUGUCAGUCAGAAAAGGAGAUACAGGUUGUUUCACUUUCUUUACAAACAUCUAUCAAAUAGUCAUGUGACUUUUCAAAAGGUAAAAUCGUACAAAACAAUUAUACAACCAGUUUUUGCAAAAUACAAUAUUUUCAUUUAAACUCAUUAAUGGUUUAAAUCUCAAUUUCUUAUUUUCAAAACAACAAAUUUCUCACUGAAACUGUUUCAACUUCAGUUUUCAGAACACAGUCUCAUAAUCUUUGUGUCGCCUCUUCAACAUUUAUGGACAGUCUGAACUUAUUUAGUUAAUAUUUCCUUUUGUAAAGUCACAUGACAAAUUAACUGAUUGUAUAGAAAGAAACCUGAAACAACCUCAUACCACCUUGAUGAUGCUAAAUAGACAAAACAUGUGAGUAAUAAAGCGUGACAUAUUAGAGAAUAGUUGUGCAACUUGUUUAUUUUAAUGGAGUCGUGUUAAUUCUCACACUGGUCUGCACCUCGCUGUGUGUGUCAAAUAUUGAAAUAGUCAGAAAAGGAGGGAAAACUUUAUUAAACAAAUCCUUGGAUGAUAAAACUGAAUGUAUGUGUGUUUACCCUCCACUACUUCAAGACAUGAACAUAAACUCUAAAAGAGGCUGUUCAAUUUAAAAGAAAUCAUUUACAACAGUUUCCUCCAGAAAUAUAUCUAUUUUCAGUUUGAGACUUUGUAUUUCUUCAUUUAAGGUGUUGAUAAUGAUUGUGAUUUAAGUGUUGUGUAAAGGUUAUUUGUAUGUCGGCGUUCAUCAUUUUAACUUGAAAGAUUAAAGUGAAAAACUUGAA